Dovyalis caffra is the source of this 1107-nucleotide messenger RNA. The record is from the annotation of a GenBank genome assembly. NCBI's taxonomy places the organism in Eukaryota, Viridiplantae, Streptophyta, Magnoliopsida, Malpighiales, Salicaceae.
AUGGCUUUCUUGUUCUUCAAACCCAUGUUUCUCUCUUUGUUUUUGUUAAUAUCUUACCAAACAACAGCAGAAGCUUCAAAAGUUACUGCUCAGAGUUUCAACUUCAGCAAUGGUACCAGCAAUGCCAGAGAACUAGCUGGCAAGUGCAACUGGUCCAGAGGAAAAUGGGUUUUUGAUCCUAAGUAUCCUCUCUAUGACUCUUCUUGUCCCUUCAUAGAUCCACAAUUCAACUGCCAGAAGUAUGGUCGACCUGAUAAGUAUUAUCUCAAGUAUAGGUGGCAACCUUUUGCAUGUGCCUUGCCCAGGUUCAAUGGGUUGUAUUUCCUGGAGAAAUGGAGAGGAAAGAAGAUUAUGUUUGUAGGUGACUCACUGGCUUUGAACCAAUGGGUAUCUUUGACGUGUUUGAUUCACUCGUGGGUGCCAAAUUCGAGGUACACAGUGUUUAGAACAGAGGGGCUAUCUUCUGUUACAUUCGAGGACUACGGAGUAAAGAUACUACUAUAUCGAACGCCGUACCUGGUAGAUCUUGUCCAUGGGAAGGCAGGACGGAUCUUGAAGCUUGAUUCGAUAUACAAUGGAAAGGCAUGGCUAGGCAUGGACAUGUUGAUCUUCAACUCCUGGCAUUGGUGGACUCAUACUGGAAGAUCUCAACCAUGGGAUUAUAUCGAAGAAGGGAAUAAAUUGUACAAAGAUAUGAACCGUCUAAUUGCAUUUUAUAAGGGCCUCACCACAUGGGCUAGAUGGGUCAACCGAUAUGUUAAUCCUGCUAAAACCAAAGUCUUCUUCCAGGGCAUUUCUCCCACACAUUAUGAGGGCAGGGAUUGGAACGAGCCAUCAAGGUCAUGUUCUGGUGAGACACAACCAUUCUUUGGAACAAGGUACCCAGCAGGAACACCAUUGGAAUGGGUUGUAGUUAACAAGGUUUUGAGUAGGAUUAAGAAACCAGUGUACUUGUUAGACGUGACCUUACUUUCUCAAUAUCGAAAAGAUGCACAUCCUUCGCAUUACAGCGGCGAUCAUGGAGGCACAGAUUGUAGCCAUUGGUGUCUACCUGGAUUGCCUGAUACUUGGAACCAACUUCUAUAUGCAGCUCUCUUCAGUCGAUAG